AUGUUAAAUAGAUUAACCCUUAGUUUUAAAUCGGAUACAAUUGAACAGUAGUUUAGAGAAAAUCAAUCAAAAAAUGUAAAAGAAGAGUUUACUUUAUUCACAAUAUAAUGUUUGGUAUAUAUAAUAUAUUAACUGAGCUAUUUUUUCCUUUAUAUUUAUCGACAUACUUUUAAUUAGAAUACUUUAAUUUGACUAGUAUUUUGAUAAUAUUUAUUAUUGCUGGGCUAAUUAUUGUUUUCAAAUUGGUCAUAGAUAAUUAUCCAAAAUGUGUCAACAUAAUAUUACCUAUUCUAUAAAUAUUAUUUGCAAUAGUUUGGAGCGUAGAUUAUAUAUCGUCAUAGCCUUAUAUUUCAAAGUAUUCUUGGUUUUAUGGAUUUUAAUCAUUUUAUUUUCAUUCUGGUACAUAUUUUAUAUACAAUAGCCAUUAUGUAGCAAGGGUAUUAAAUUUUACCUUAGGCCCUAUGCAUAUUAGGAUUAUAUAUAUGGUUUAUUAUAUUGUAUUUAGAAAAUUCAUUAGAAUUUGUCGUUUUAUGUCUAACAUAACUUAGUGUUUUGUUAGGAUUAUUAUUUUUAAAAUAUACAAAUCUAAAGUUAAAACGAUUACAAUUUAUUGAUAAUAGAGAGAGAAACAAAUGGAUAAAAAUUAUAGAAUAAAUAGUAGAUUACCAUUUGAUUGUAGUUGAGUUUGAUAAAAGGCAAGAUCAAAUCAUUAUCAAAUAAAUUAAUGAAGAAACUAAAUCUAAGUUUUAAAUUAAUGAAAAUUAAGAUUUAAGAAAAAUACUGAGAGAUGUUUAUAAUUUUAUAUUAUUUUAGAUGACAAUAAUAAAUAGUGGAACUUCUCAAAGUAAAUUUAACAAAGAAUCCUUAGAAAUGGCAAUUCGAAAUUAGUUUUGCCAUAAUUUUGAAUAGCUAGUACCAUCUUAUGAUGUGAUUUCGAAUAUAUUGAAAUAGGAAUUUAGAGUGAAAUUAAUUUAAUACAUUCUUCAAGAUGUUUAAUGUGUUAUUUUAGCUUUUGACAGUUAAUCUAGAAAGGAAAUAAAAUCAACAUUAUCGAAUCAAAAGUUAUCAGAAAGCUUAUUUAUUUAAUUUUCUUCAAAAAUUCUGUAGAGCAUUUGUACUUAUAAUAAUAAAUUACUUGUAUUAUAAUAAAUAGUUAAUUUAUAAUUUUAUCGAAUAUGGAUGGAUAAUAAAUAAUUUAUUACAUAAAGAACUCAAAUGAAACUACCAUAUUUAAUUAAACAAUUAUAAAAUACACUAUCAAGACAGAUUAGAUUAAAAUAGAGUUUUGAAUUUAAUGAUUCUUUUUAUUUAAAUUUAAGAGCAUUAUAAAUGGUUUUAGUUGGAUUGACUUAAUUUGUAGAUUCAGAUUUUUAGAUAACAAUAAAAUUGAGUAAUUAAAUUUUAUUUAAACAUCUAACUUUUAAAUUUGAAACAAAAAGGGGAUUAUUUCCAAAUCAAAUCAGUAAUUUGAUAAAAAGAUAAUUAGAUUUUGAAGAAAAUGAUUGGAUCAAAAAUAAAUAAAAUAUAUUGGAAUGUAUUAAAAUUUUAUCCUAAAAAGUAAAAAAAAAUUAAGAUAUUUUUUUGUUUACUUUAAUUAUGUGCUAAUAUUUCCUAUAUUCAGCAUUUAAUUAAAGUGCAUUAAGAUUCAAAACAAAGAAAGAUUAAAGAUAAAAAGUUUCAUUUGAAAUUCUUAUUUGA
Molecule: messenger RNA, 1698 nt
Organism: Paramecium pentaurelia
Lineage: Eukaryota; Ciliophora; Oligohymenophorea; Peniculida; Parameciidae
Source: the annotation of a GenBank genome assembly